Scleropages formosus (Asian bonytongue) is the source of this 1567-nucleotide messenger RNA. Its product is annotated as pyruvate dehydrogenase E1 component subunit alpha, mitochondrial-like. Gene Ontology annotation, molecular function: pyruvate dehydrogenase (acetyl-transferring) activity. Lineage: Eukaryota; Metazoa; Chordata; Actinopteri; Osteoglossiformes; Osteoglossidae. The record is from RefSeq and is a predicted model, not a curated record. Gene Ontology annotation, biological process: pyruvate decarboxylation to acetyl-CoA. Gene Ontology annotation, cellular component: intracellular membrane-bounded organelle. Bases 87 to 1289 code for a protein of 400 amino acids. The transcript is spliced from 12 exons.
GCGCGCGGGGACACGACGCGGAUCUUCCUCCUCCUCCUCCUCCUCCUCCUCCUCCUCCUCCUCAGUGGAGUCCGGGUUAGGGGAGUAUGAGGAAGAUGUUGACCAUCAUCUCCGGAGCGCUGCGGGGAGCCGCCGCCAGGAAUGGGGCGCAGGCUGUGUCAGAGGGAACCCGAGUGGUGGUGUCCUCCCGCACUUAUGCUGACUUCACUCCGCAGGCCACCUUUGACAUCAAGAAGUGUGACCUGCAUCGCCUGGAGGAGGGGCCACCGCAGCAGGCUUUGCUUACACGGGAGGAGGGCCUCAGCUACUACCGCACCAUGCAGACGGUGAGACGCAUGGAGCUGAAGGCAGACCAGCUAUACAAGCAGAAGAUCAUCCGUGGCUUUUGUCACCUGUAUGACGGCCAGGAGGCGUGCGCGGUGGGAAUCGAGACAGGUAUCAAUCGCACGGACCACUUGAUCACUGCAUACCGUGCUCACGGCUACACGCUGACCAGAGGAGGCACCGUCCGCGAGAUCAUGGCUGAGCUCACAGGGCGAAGGGGCGGCAUCGCCAAGGGGAAGGGUGGCUCCAUGCACAUGUACACCAAGAACUUUUAUGGAGGCAAUGGCAUCGUGGGAGCUCAGGUACCCUUGGGUGCAGGUGUGGCCCUCGCCUGUAAGUACCAAGGGCGAAACGAGCUGUGCGUCACACUGUAUGGCGAUGGAGCAGCCAAUCAGGGCCAAAUCUUUGAGACAUACAACAUGGCAGCACUGUGGAAACUCCCCUGCAUCUUCAUCUGCGAGAACAACAAAUAUGGCAUGGGCACAUCCGUGGAGCGCGCUGCUGCCAGCACCGACUACUACAAGCGCGGGGACUUCAUCCCGGGCAUUCGGGUUGAUGGCAUGGAUGUACUGUGUGUGAGGGAAGCCACCAAGUUUGCAGCUGAACACUGCCGUGCGGGGAAGGGCCCAAUUCUGAUGGAGCUUCAGACAUACCGUUACCAUGGACACAGCAUGAGUGACCCAGGUGUCAGCUAUCGGACGCGCGAGGAGAUCCAGGAGGUGCGCAGCAAAAGUGACCCCAUCUCCAUGCUGAAGGAGCGAAUGCUAAGCACCAACAUGGCCAGUGUGGACGAGCUUAAGGAGAUUGAUGUGGAAGUGCGCAAAGAGAUCGAGGACGCGGCACAGUUUGCGACCACAGACCCGGAGCCCCCCCUUGAGGAGCUCUGCAACCACAUCUUCUACAAUGACCCCCCCAUUGAAGUGCGAGGCACCAACCCCUGGUCCAAGCUGAAGUCAGUCAGCUAGACCAUUUAGAUGACUGCACCUGACCCAUGUUGUCCUCCCAACACCAUUAAACAGCCCGGGGCUCACAAACUGAGGUCAUGGGGAAGGGGCCUUGUUGACGUGUGAAAUUACAUAAUUACUGUGUUCUACAAGUGUAACGAAUGUCAUAUCAUGAGCUGAACGUCUUAUCAGUAAAGCCUUGUUCUUGUUCUCGAGUGAAGGGAAUGUGCGGUUGAUGGUGUGUUGCCAAAAUACAGCCACUUCACCAUUGUUUACCUGGCGCUUGAGUAGUCAAAUAC